UAUAUUCCAUUCCAUUUCUUCGGCUAUAUAAAGGCAACCAACCGGUCGAUCUGCUCGUCGUCACUGCACAUAAGCUCUAGCUAGGAAAACGAGGAGUUUUAGAGAGAGAGAGAGAGAGAGAGAGGUCAGAUUGGUAGGUAGCUGAGCUAGCUUCUGCUUCGUGCUGCUUGGGUUGGACUCGAUCGAUCUCCAUUAGUUGAUUUGCGGUGGUGGGCCGGCCGCCGAUGAGGACGAUGAAGGCGUGCUCGGUGCCCUUCGUCCUGGCGGCGCUGGCCGUCCUCUCCUGCGUCUUCCUCGUCCACGCGGCGGCGGCGGUGGCGGCUCCCACCAGCGGCAUCGGCUACCGGAGGUCGCUGCUUCCCAGGGAGGCGGCGGCGGCGGCGGCGGGGAUGGCCGGAGUGGAGGGAGAGCUGCCGGUCGCCGACGAGGAGACGGUGGUGAGGCGGGUGGACAUGCAGACGACGCAGGACUACCCGGGCUCUGGCGCCAACAGCCGCCACGACCCGCGGAACCCGCAUUGAGAUUCGUGCAGCUAGCUCUCUACCGUUGAUCGAUGUGACGAUGCCUCUAGCUCUCUGGUCGAGCUUGAUAUGACUGUACAAUAUUUAUAGCAGUAGCACACAUGCGGCAAACGCAUGCUGUUGAGUUAUAUUAUCACACAAUUAAUUAAUUUUGCUCACAGUUGUAUGGUACGGUAUUGCAUGUAACUGUCGUAUACAGAUCAAAUUAAACAUUAUCUAAAACGUAAUCCUGUUCAAAAUUUGUCGAAGUUAUCUGUUAAA
This is a messenger RNA of Oryza brachyantha (malo sina), 782 nucleotides long. RefSeq lists its product as uncharacterized. The coding region runs from base 225 to 521 and encodes 98 amino acids. NCBI's taxonomy places the organism in Eukaryota, Viridiplantae, Streptophyta, Magnoliopsida, Poales, Poaceae. The transcript has 2 exons. The record is from RefSeq and is a predicted model, not a curated record.